GCCUACCCACGCCUAUAUAUAUAUAGACACGCCCAUGGUCUCCCUCUGUCGUCCUCUCCUUGUCCGCUCGCAAGCUGCGUAACUAUCAAGCGAAGUUGACAGUAGCAAUAGCUAAAGCAAACCCUAAACAAUGGCGGAGCCAAAAACCAAAUACGAUCGCCAACUCAGGAUAUGGGGUGAGCAAGGACAGACUGCCCUAGAAAAAGCCAGCAUUUGUUUGCUUAAUUGCGGUCCUACCGGUUCCGAGACACUGAAAAAUCUUGUACUUGGUGGAGUUGGAUCCAUCACUGUGAUUGAUGGGUCUAAAGUUGAACUGGGUGACCUUGGAAAUAAUUUCAUGGUGGAUGAAUCAUGUGUUGGGCAAUCCAAGGCGAAAUGUGUGUGCACGUUUCUUCAAGAGUUGAAUGAUGCUGUUAAAGCCAAGUUCAUAGAAGAGUAUCCUGAGGCAUUGGUUGACUCUAAUCCCUCCUUCUUUUCGCAGUUUACGCUUGUUGUAGCUACUCAGUUGGCUGAAGACUCUAUGGUGAAGCUUGAGAAAAUCUGCAGGGAGGCAAAUGUUUUGUUAAUUUUUGCACGCUCCUAUGGCCUUACUGGGUUUGUCAGAAAUAGUGUGAAGGAACAUGCAGUGAUUGAGUCAAAGCCUGAUCAUUUCUUGGAUGACCUACGGUUAAAUAACCCAUGGCCUGAGCUCAAAAGGUUUGCUGAAAGUAUUGAUUUAAAGGUGGCAGAUCCUGUUGCCCAUAAGCACACACCUUAUGUUGUCAUUCUUGUCAAGAUGGCUGAGGAGUGGGCCAAAGCUCAUGGUGGUGCCCUGCCAUCAACUAGGGAUGAGAAGAAAGAAUUCAAGGAGCUCUUAAAAGCAGGAAUGGUUGCAAUUGAUGAAGACAACUAUAAAGAAGCUAUUGAGGCCUCCUUUAAAGUCUUUGCUCCUCGAGGAAUCAGUUCUGAUCUGCUGCAGAUAAUCCAUGACAGCUGCAGUGAAGUUGAUUCUAAUUCAUCCGACUUUUGGGUGAUGGUUGCUGCAUUGAAGGAGUUCAUUGUGAAUGAAGGUGGAGGGGAGGCGCCUCUUGAAGGUUCAAUACCAGAUAUGACAUCUUCAACUGAGCUUUAUGUAAAUUUGCAGAAGAUCUACCUAGCAAAAGCAGAGGCUGAUUUUCUUGUUAUUCAGCAAAGAGUUAAGAGUAUUUUGAAGAGAAUUGGCAGAGAUCCAGAUAGCAUCUCAAAGGCAGUGAUUAAAAGCUUCUGUAAAAAUGCAAGAAAACUAAAGGUUUGCAGGUAUCGACUUAUUGAAGAUGAGUUCAGCAAUCCUGCAGUACCAGAGGUACAGAAGUAUUUAACUGAUGAGGAAUACAGUGUUGCCAUGGGGUUUUACAUCCUGCUUCGAGCUGUUGACCGCUUUUCUGCUAAUUAUAAUAGUUUCCCUGGGCAAUUUGAAGGGGAAAUGGACGAGGAUAUAUCUCGAUUGAAAACUGCAGUUGUUGGUCUACUUAACGACUUGGGUUGCAAUGGCUCAACUGUAACUGAGGACCUUAUCAAUGAAAUGUGCCGGUUUGGUGCUUCUGAACUUCAUGCUGUUGCUGCCUUUAUCGGGGGAAUUGCAUCGCAAGAAGUGAUCAAGCUCAUAACAAAACAAUUUGUUCCCAUGGUGGGAACUUUCAUAUUCAACGGCAUUGAUCAGAAGUCUCAACUAUUGGUACUGUAGAAUGCUUUGAAGGAACAGGCCAGCAUUUCAUAGGAUACGAUGGAGCAGUAGACCUUUUGCAGGUAAAGAGCUUUAUUACAUCAUUUAGUGGAAGCGGUCUUUACAUUGUCGAGAGACGUGUGGGGAUGCAGAUGCAGAGAGUUCUGAUGAUAUUCAAGUUGUGUGACAGUAUUGAUGUAUAACUUGGCUUAGAAAGAGAGUGAAAAUGGUAGAAAAGAAAAUGAAAGGCCAUAGGUAAAGCUCUCACCUUUCCUUGGCCAAAGAGGGCAACAGUGGUAACGUGAUUGAUGAGUGGCUUUCAUUUAAAACAAGGGUAAUCCGUUCUCUCUGCCUUACCCUUUACAACUUUUUUUGUGUAAACUUCUGUAAGAGAUGCCUGGAUGCACGCCUCCACUGAUCAGGCUUGUUCCAGCACACUGCUUAAAUAGCAAUUUGUACCAAAAUCCACUUUGCUAAGAGUUAAAGUUGUUGGAGAGUUUUAAGGUCC
Molecule: messenger RNA, 2189 nt
Organism: Populus trichocarpa (black cottonwood)
Lineage: Eukaryota; Viridiplantae; Streptophyta; Magnoliopsida; Malpighiales; Salicaceae
Product: NEDD8-activating enzyme E1 regulatory subunit AXR1
Exons: 15
Coding region: 131-1702 (523 amino acids)
Biological process (GO): protein neddylation
Cellular component (GO): cytoplasm
Molecular function (GO): NEDD8 activating enzyme activity
Source: RefSeq, a predicted model, not a curated record